This is a messenger RNA of Melanaphis sacchari, 2422 nucleotides long. Its product is annotated as SET and MYND domain-containing protein 4-like. The transcript is spliced from 6 exons. The record is from RefSeq and is a predicted model, not a curated record. Gene Ontology annotation, molecular function: protein binding. The coding region runs from base 484 to 2388 and encodes 634 amino acids. NCBI's taxonomy places the organism in Eukaryota, Metazoa, Arthropoda, Insecta, Hemiptera, Aphididae.
CCCCGAAAUCCGUACCCUAAACGGCCUAAACACUUUAAUUCUAUUAUACUAAAACUAAACAGUCAUGAUUUAUGAGUACUUUUAAACAGUGAAUUGAGAUUUUACGUCCAAGUAAUAAUCUAUGACAAACAUUUUUAUUUUGUCUUUAUUCAAGUUUUCAAUGAUUGUGACUUGUAUGGUCUCCACUCGCUAAAUAGUUGUCUGCUUUGUGAUUGUUAAGCACUUAAACAUCUCGAACUCGUCUUCAGGUUUCAAUUACUGUAUUAUUCAUUUUUUUUGUAAUAGUGCGUUUUGUGUUACACAUUCGAUUUCAUUUCCAUUUUUAUUGAUUACGCGGAUUAUAGUGUCAACAAGUUUUAACCUAUUGGCUAUUAUAUUUAUUAAAUGUUUUCGAAUACCUAUUGUUGAUGCUUAUCGUAUAGUGUAAAUUAUUUAGUAUUUAAAUUUAAAUUAUUAUUCAUCGUGUUUCGUGAAUUCAACACUAUGGAAAUGUUAAACCACGACGUUUUACCCUACACUAAUGAUUUAUAUUAUACCGAUUGUUUUCAAAAAAAUGAAAUAAUGGGUGAGGUAUAUAUUGCGUUUGCAAAAUUACCUACUGCUGCGGAUAAAUUCUUGUAUACAUAUAACAUCCUUAAAAAAUAUAAUAAAUUACCUAUGGAGUGUAAAUUGACAAAUCCCAAAUGUAACAAAAAAGCUCGAUUAAUCAGAGCAGAUGCAAAUGUAAAAUUUCAAAACAAGGACUAUAUCUCCGCUUUUUGUGAAUACAAUAAAUGUGUUAUGACUGCAAAAAUUGAUAGCAAAGACUUUGUGUUUGCUCUGGCAAAUCGUUCAGCUGCUCUCUAUUAUUUAGAAGAAUAUGAGGCUUGUAUUCAUGACAUUCACCAAGCUUUAGCAAAAAAUUAUCCUAUUGAACUAGCCUACAAGUUAUAUGAAAGAGAAGUAAAAUGUCUACAACUUAUGGGGAAAACUUCACAAGCCAAAUUAAAAUUUAAAGAACUUUUGUAUCAUUUAUCUCGAGCUUCGCUGUCUAAAGAAAAUAAAAAAGAUAUUGAAAUGCAAAUUAAAAGGCUUUUGAAAGAAACCAAUAAAAAAGAUACAAAUAAUCAACUAAAUUUAAUUAAAUUAUUAGGAGGUCCAAACAGAAAUAUUCCAGCAUUGUCCAAAUUUGUCAAAAUGAAAUAUUCAGAAUCAAUGGGCAGAUGUUUGGUUGUUUCAUCUGAUAUUAAUCCAGGAGAUGUUCUUGCUAUUGAAAAACCUUAUGCAGGAGUACUCAGACGAGAAUCCUAUGAAUAUAACUGCCAAAACUGUUUUAAACGUUGUUUGAAUGGCAUACCUUGUUUAAAAUGUACUUUGGUAAUUUACUGUAAUGAAACUUGUAGAGUAAAAUCUUAUGAGAAUGGUCAUAAAUAUGAAUGUUCUAUAUUUUCAACAUUUAAUAAUUGGCCAAGUAUGGAUCACAUGGAACAUUUAUCACUUUACAUAUUCUUAAAAUCCAUUUGUAACUUAGGAUUGGAUAAGUAUAUUGCUACUGUACUUGCUUUGAAUGCUGAAACUAGUGAUCCGAUGAUGCGAGGUUUUAAUAAUGGCAAAUAUUUAUCUGACCAAUUUUGUUCUGUAUACACUUUGGAAGGAAAUGAAACUAAAAGAACUGUGAGUGAUCUAUUUUUAAGAAAUUGUUAUGCUGCUAGUAUGGUUUCGAUUAUGAAAUUAGCGGGCUUACAAAUACCGGAUCAUCAACUAGGUACUGUUGGUGAAUCAUUAGUUCAUAUAAUAUGUGCUGUUUCCUCUAAUGCUCAUGGUAUAACACAACCCCCAAAUCAUAAGACAUGGAGUCUUAUACAUGAAAAUAAAUUUAUGCCAGUUGCUUCUUUGUUAAUGCCAGUGUUGAGCUUGUUAAAUCAUCAUUGUGAUCCUAACGUAGUAAGACACAACUACAAUGGAACUAUAGUCCUCACAGCAAUUCAACCUAUUUCUAAAAACUCGCAGAUUUUUGAUAACUACGGAUUAUUGUAUGCUACACAUCCAAAAGAAACUAGACAACAAAUACUUAAAAAGCAAUAUUGUUUUCAUUGUGAAUGUUCAUCCUGUGAAGACAAUUGGCCAAUGUAUAAUGUAUUAUCCAAUCAACCGCAAUCAGAAUAUAUAAUAUUUACUGACAUCAGUUCACACUUAAUAGAAAAAUCAUCGAUUAAAUUGUACGAAAUAAUUAACAAAAUUAAAACAAAUGAAUGUGAUGGUCUCCAAUACAUUCAGUUCUUGUACUCUCAUUUAAAACUUCUUUACAAUAAUAUAAAAAGACCAAUAGGCGAGUAUUGUGACUGCCAGGAAACUAUUAAAGAAAUUCUCUAUUGGACAGCCAAUAAGUUUAUUAUUGAAGAUUAUUAAGUUAUUAUAAAUACAAUGGUUGAGUAUUUUUUAU